Molecule: messenger RNA, 1818 nt
Organism: Loxodonta africana (African savanna elephant)
Lineage: Eukaryota; Metazoa; Chordata; Mammalia; Proboscidea; Elephantidae
Gene: YRDC
Product: yrdC N6-threonylcarbamoyltransferase domain containing
Exons: 5
Coding region: 1-843 (280 amino acids)
Biological process (GO): regulation of translational fidelity
Cellular component (GO): cytoplasm
Molecular function (GO): double-stranded RNA binding; tRNA binding; nucleotidyltransferase activity
Source: RefSeq, a predicted model, not a curated record
AUGUCUCCGGCGCGUCCGUGCAGGGGGUUAAGGGCCGCAGUGGCUGCCAGCGUGGGUUUGAGUGAGGGGCCGGCGGGCUCUGCCCGGAGCGGCCGCCUCUUUCGCCCGCCGAGCACCUCUCCGGUGGCGCCGGGGGCCCGGCUGUUGCGGCUCCCAGGGAGCGGGGCCGUGCGGGCCGCGAGCCCCGAGCGCGCCUGCUGGACCGAGGCGCUGCGGGCCGCCGUGGCCGAACUGCGCGCCGGCGCCGUGGUGGCUGUCCCCACCGACACGCUGUACGGCCUCGCUUGCUCGGCGAGUUGCUCAGCGGCACUUGGAGAUGUGUACCGCCUCAAGGGUCGCAGCGAGGCCAAGCCGCUGGCCGUUUGCCUGGGUCGCGUGGCCGACGUCUACAGGUACUGCCAUGUAAGAGUCCCCGAGGGGCUCCUGAAAGACCUUUUGCCAGGACCAGUGACCCUGGUAAUGGAACGCUCAGAGGAGCUCAACAAGGAUCUGAACCCCUUCACUCCUCUUGUGGGCAUCCGGAUUCCUGACCAUGCCUUCAUGCAGGACUUGGUCCAGGUGUUUGGGGGACCACUUGCACUCACCAGUGCCAAUCUCAGCUCCCAGGCCAGUUCUCUGAAUGUCAAGGAGUUCCAGGACCUAUGGCCUCAACUGUCCCUGGUCAUUGAUGGGGGGCCAAUUGGGGAUGGCCAGAGCCCUGAGUAUCGCCUCGGCUCAACUGUGGUCAACUUAUCUGUGCCUGGAAAGUUUGGCAUCAUUCGUCCAGGCUGUGCCCUGGAAAGUACUACAGCCAUCCUCCAACAGAAGUAUGGGCUGCUGCCCUCAGAUGAUCCCUGCUCGUGAAACUUGGGAGGAGGGAGGGCCCAAGGACUGGUGUGGACACUGUGUGUCUGUCCACUGGCAGUUGGCAAGGCCUCAUUUGCAGAGGCUGCUGGGGCUACGUCACUAGCUUCACCCCCUUGAGCAGCAAGUCUUUCUGAACACUGUACACCAGGCCCCAGAAGCUACUGGUUUAGCUUUAUACCUGGGGAGAAAAAAAACACGUUGCUGUCGAGUAAAUUCCAACUGAGCCACCCUGUAGGACAGAGUAGAACUGUCCCAUAGGGUUUCCAAGAAGCAUCUGGUGGAUUUGAGCUGCCGACCUUUUGCUUAGCAGCCGAGCUCUUAACCACUACGCCACCAGGGCUUCGGCUUCAUUCCUCAGGAGAAGGUCAUAUUUAUUAUUUUUAAUUUUACAUUUCAGUCAAAAACUGAAAAACAGGUUAAGUAUGUUUGUAGAGAGGCCUUCUUCUGAUUUUUUUUUUUUUUAAGUGAUUUAAUUAGAUCUGAAAUCCAGUGAGAGUCUCCUCCUUGGUGGGUGGAGGCUUUUAAGGUCCAAAGCAGCUAGAGGUGCUGAUGCUGUUUGUAAGUCUCAGGUGACCAAAGACAUGGCUUUGGGCUCCUGAAGCUGGAACCAGGUUAAGAUAAAGAUGUAGAGCGCAGGCCAUACAGUGUUUCCUCAGACCCAGGGGGCUGGUGGUGCACUGUAAUUGCCUGCCAGGGAGAGGCACUCUUCUGGUCUAAUGGUGGGAAGUCUGCUCAGUUGGCAGGGGCUAGAGGUGGGGGGAAUCCAAAUUAAAGAAUACUGGAAAACAAGUUUCUGCCUUUUUCAGCCAGUGAUUUUUUCCCCCCUUAUUUAUUCACUUUUAUUUAAAUGCAGUAUUUACUCAACAGCCUUUUAUCUGUAUGUGUAUGCCAAAUGUUAAACAUAAUUAUCGAUGGGCAUUUGAACUUUGUUUUUCUUUAAUAUAAAACAAUGCUGCUGGUAAACAUUGUAAA